Aspergillus thermomutatus is the source of this 1608-nucleotide messenger RNA. RefSeq lists its product as uncharacterized. The transcript has 8 exons. The coding region runs from base 1 to 1608 and encodes 535 amino acids. The record is from RefSeq and is a predicted model, not a curated record. Gene Ontology annotation, biological process: cellular response to oxidative stress. NCBI's taxonomy places the organism in Eukaryota, Fungi, Ascomycota, Eurotiomycetes, Eurotiales, Aspergillaceae.
AUGCACAACCUGGCUGCUACUCUAAGCGACGGCUUCAGAGGCCGUCGAUCUGUCUACGCCCUCACCAACGAAUCGACAAUAUCUGACGAGCGACUGCGGGACCUCGUUUCUGAGGUGGUACUACACACUCCCAGCCCUUUCAACAGCCAGGCAACUCGUCUGGUGGUCCUCCUUAAGGACGAGCACCGGAAACUAUGGGACAUCGCAACCGAAGUCGCCAGUUCGUCGGUGCCUCCGGAAUUGUUUGAGAAGCUAUACAAGCGCCGAAUCGCCAUGUACCGUGCAGGAUAUGAAACGGUCCUGUUCUAUGAAGACCCAGCUCCGUACGGCAAGCUCGGGGGAAAAUGGCCUAUGCCGAAGGAUAAAUUCCCACAAUGGUCGGAACAUGCCAAUGGAAUGCAUCAAUUUGCCCUCUGGACACUCUUGGAAGCGGAAGGGCUGGGCUGCAAUCUGCAGCAUUACAGCCCAAUGCUUGAUGCCCGUGUCGCUGAGCAAUGGGAGGUCCCUGCGAAUUGGAGUCUCAAGGCACAGCUGGUCUUUGGGAAACCUGUCGGUCCUCCAGGAGAAAAGAUCUUCGAGCCUUUGAAAGCCACCAAAUGUCGCAUCCGACAUCGCAAUCAUAUUGGCCUGGCGGGAUCCCUGCGACCAUCAGUCUUCAUCCGACCAAGCUAUCCCCGUCAGAGCUUCAAGAAGAGACAAAGGGAAGAAUGGCGCCCAACAACUAAUGUUGAGGAUGAAGUACGUCAACGGCGCGUCCUGGUGGAGAAAUGGGCAGCGGCUACUCAGGACUUUCGAGCUGUCAGUUCUUACCAGCUUCGCGCCCCGUCGCCAUCCUCAGCGUUAGACUACCCAGCUUCUGCGCUGGCACAAGAACCUCAACCCGACAAGCGGUUCGUGUGUCUCGCUCCAGUGGACCGCCAAACGAACCCUCGCAACUACAUCCACCUACUCAAAUUCCUGAUCUUGCUGUACGUCCACCAGGACGAGUGGAACGACGUCCACCCCUUUGACCUGGCGGGGGCUGGGCAAGCACCGGGAUGCCACAUCCCGACUCUGAUCACCCCGAAUCCCUCCACCACCGGUCUGUCUGCGCACGGCGACUCACUUGGUCUAGCCGACGUCCUACCGGCGCUCUUCCUGGAGACCGCGGAUUUCCAUGCCAUAUCCAUGACCCGGACUGGCACGGUCGUGUUCGCAACGUGGGCUGGCUACUCUUGGUUCGUGAUUGACCAGACGGGGUUGGAUACUGGUCGGAUGGCACUGGUAGAGUACUCGUCUAGCGGUGGCAUCAAGGCUUCCACCCUCCGAAGACCCUGGAAUAUGGGGCAAGUGAUGUCUUUCGGCCAGAUUCUAGGCCGCAGUGUGUCUGAACUCGCUCAGUCAAGUAUCGGUGGCCAUGAACAUUAUAAUCAACCUCUGGAUAUGGACCUCCCCAUCCUCGAUAUCUUGGAAUCCGCCAGGCAACGAGGCGAGUUCCUUUUUGCGGGCUACGGGAGUCGUGAAUUGUGGUCUCGGAUUAUUGAGCAGAGUGCACCUGGGUAUUUGGAUUUGGAAGCUAGAGGCCAAGAGCUAGACUUUGAUCUUGCAAGUCUCCUACCAAUUGACUGA